AGAAGAUGCAACUCUAGAUGUUUACGCAUAGUGAACAAAAGUGAAAGUUGGAUGACAAGCAGCUUUUCGGCAACUGUUUCCGGAAAUUAUGUCAAACCCUUGAGUAUACCUGGACAGCAGUUGUAUUUGCGUUGACAAGCCAUCUGGCUUAGUACAAUCAAAUGAAAUGCCAUGCUUUCCCAAAAAACUGCUACCUGAAAAAGACUUUGAAGAAAAUUUUAAUAAUACAGCAAUAGUCAGAAAAACAUUGGUCCUCUUCAGUUUAAGAAAGGGGAGCAGUGUCCUUUGGGAUACAUGGGGCUACGCAUACAAUGAUCCUGGUAAUCAACAUGCUGAGCUUUUGGUUUUGAGUCAUAUUGAAGGAUAUAUCCAAGAAAAUCAUAUCAAAGGAAAUUAUAUAAUGACAUUAUUUAUGUCAUAUACUCCUUGCCACAAAUGCAGUAUUAGGAUAACUUCUUUCUUGGCAUCAAGAAAUGGACUGUACAUGGAAAUAAAAGCUUCAAGGCUAUAUUUUCUUAAAAGUGAAGGACAAAGGGGCCUCUGUCUUCUGAAGAGGACUGAUGUCCUCUUCAAAAUGAUGGACAGACUGGACUUUGAAGAAUGCUUCUAUUUAUUUGUGCACCCAUCAAAGAAAUUUGCAUCAUGGCCAAAUUUGGAUGAACAAAGCAGGAAGAAUGCGGAUGAUUUGGAUGCGCUUUGGAAACAGACAAAGAAUGAAAAAUUUACAGCAAAAGAAAAGAAGACAGAAGAAAAGGCCAGAGAGGAAAUUAAAAUAUUCAACUAUGACAAUAUGAUUGAACUGGAUGACAUUUCAGCUUGUGCUGCAUUACAACUGGAUGCCCCUGAAUUUUCCAAUACAAGAAUUAUUUUGGAAAGUCUCUGUCAAACACCAGAGAGAGAAGGAACUCAGCUAUCAGGACCAGAGACCCCUCAGAAGUUGAACUCCUCAGAAAGAAUAACAGAAGCCAGCCAGAUUGUUAAAAGGAAACUUGAUUUCUAGAGAACUAGAAAGCAUAAAUGUAAGCUUUCCCAUUUGAUUUUUUCUUUGUCCUGAACCUGUAACAAAGUAUCAGUCAAGAAGCUAUCUAAAUGGAAUGUUAGUAUCUUUACUGCCCUGUCAGAGCAGUCUGGUGCCUUACAAUACAGUGGGCCCUUGUUAUACGCUACAGUUUGGUUCCAAGGUCCCCUGUGGAUAACAAAAUCCGUGGAUGUUCAAAUCCCAUUAAAUAUAAUGACAUAGCAAAAAUGGUG
Sceloporus undulatus (fence lizard) is the source of this 1251-nucleotide messenger RNA. Its product is annotated as DNA dC->dU-editing enzyme APOBEC-3B-like. The record is from RefSeq and is a predicted model, not a curated record. Gene Ontology annotation, cellular component: cytoplasm; nucleus. Gene Ontology annotation, molecular function: cytidine deaminase activity; zinc ion binding; RNA binding. Lineage: Eukaryota; Metazoa; Chordata; Lepidosauria; Squamata; Phrynosomatidae. The transcript has 4 exons. Gene Ontology annotation, biological process: cytidine to uridine editing. Bases 167 to 1000 code for a protein of 277 amino acids.